AUGCCCGCCUCCCUCCUCCCCUCGACCUUCCACCCCCACUACCUGCGCCGCCUCGCUCCCGCCGGUUGCACUACCUCACCCGCAGCCUCCUCCUCGGCCUCCGUCCCAGCGAGCCGCUACGACUUCGAGCCCCUCCUGGCCCACCUCUCGUCCCCCUCCGUAGCGGCCUCCCUCACCUCGCCAUCCCCGCCGGCAUCCGUUCCGGCGCCCGAGCACCGCCUUGCCGCGACUUACUCGGCUGUCCCGUCGCACGAGUGGCAUGCGUUGCUGCGUGACCUCGCCGCCAGUGACGCGUCCCUGCCGGUGGCCUUCGCGCUGCUACCUUUCCUACACCGUCACCGUCUCUGCUUCCCGCUCGACCUCCUCCUCUCGUCUCUCCUACACUCGCUCUCCGUGUCCGGCCGCCUUCUCCCGCACUCCCUCCUCCUCUCCUUCCCGCCGUCGCUCUCCGACCCGCCGUCCCCGCUGCUGCUUAACUCCCUCCUCGCUGCCUCCGCCGCGGCCUCGCGCCCCGCCGUGGCGCUCCGGUUGCUCUCGUUGCUCCGCGAGCACGAUUUCCUCCCGGACCUCGCGUCCUACUCGCAUCUCCUCGCUUCGCUGCUCAACACGCGGGACCCGCCCGACGCCGCGCUGCUCGAGCGCCUCCUCGGUGACCUCAGGGAGUCACGGCUCGAGCCCGACGCGCCGCUCUUCUCGGACCUCAUCUCUGCAUUAGCGCGGGCGGCACUACCGGACGCCGCGCUCGAGCUCCUCGCCUCCGCGCAGGCAAUCGGGCUCACGCCGCGGUCCAACGCGGUCACCGCGCUCAUUUCCGCGCUUGGCUCUGCGGGGCGCGUCGCCGAGGCGGAGGCGCUGUUCCUCGAGUUCUUCCUUGCUGGGGAGAUCAAGCCGCUGACGCGUGCCUACAACGCGCUGCUCAAAGGGUAUGUCAGGAUUGGUUCGCUCAAGAAUGCAGAGCAAGUUCUCGAAGAAAUGUCACAAUGCGGAGUCGCCCCAGACGAGGCCACUUACAGCCUGCUUGUGGACGCGUACACAAGGGCUGGGAGGUGGGAAAGUGCGAGGAUACUGCUGAAGGAGAUGGAGGCUGAUGGAGUUAAACCAAGCUCGUAUGUGUUCAGUCGGAUCCUUGCAGGAUUCCGUGACAGGGGGGAUUGGCAAAAGGCAUUCGCAGUGCUCCGAGAGAUGCAGGCUAGUGGAGUAAGGCCAGAUCGGCAUUUCUACAACGUCAUGAUAGAUACAUUUGGGAAGUACAACUGCCUUGGGCAUGCUAUGGAUGCCUUUGACAGAAUGCGAGAAGAAGGGAUUGAGCCAGAUGUUGUCACAUGGAAUACUCUCAUUGAUGCACAUUGUAAAGGAGGGCGGCAUGACCGUGCUAUGGAGCUGUUUGAGGAGAUGCGUGAAAGCAAUUGCCCACCAGGCACGACCACAUACAACAUCAUGAUAAAUUUAUUCGGAGAGCAAGAACGUUGGGAGGGUGUGGAAGCAAUGCUAUCAGAGAUGAAGGAGCAGGGACUGGUACCCAACAUUAUCACAUAUACUACUCUCGUGGAUGUGUAUGGAAGGUCCGGUAGAUACAAGGAGGCAAUUGAUUGCAUUGAAGCGAUGAAAGCUGAUGGCCUCAAGCCAUCGCCUACUAUGUACCAUGCCUUAGUCAAUGCAUAUGCUCAAAGGGGUUUAGCAGACCAUGCAUUAAAUGUGGUCAAGGCUAUGAAAGCAGAUGGCCUGGAGGUUAGCAUCUUAGUGUUGAAUUCGUUGAUUAAUGCUUUUGGUGAAGAUAGAAGGGUUGUUGAAGCCUUCUCUGUGCUGCAGUUCAUGAAGGAGAAUGGUUUGAGGCCUGAUGUUAUAACAUACACAACAUUGAUGAAAGCUUUAAUACGUGUUGAGCAGUUUGAUAAGGUUCCUGUUAUCUAUGAAGAAAUGAUCACAUCAGGCUGUGCCCCUGAUCGAAAAGCUAGAGCAAUGCUGCGGUCAGCUUUAAGAUACAUGAAACACAUGAGGGUUGCAUAG
Molecule: messenger RNA, 2007 nt
Organism: Miscanthus lutarioriparius
Lineage: Eukaryota; Viridiplantae; Streptophyta; Magnoliopsida; Poales; Poaceae
Source: the annotation of a GenBank genome assembly